Messenger RNA from Cryptomeria japonica (Japanese cedar), 2810 nucleotides. RefSeq names its product protein transport protein SEC23 D. The transcript is spliced from 14 exons. Bases 153 to 2384 code for a protein of 743 amino acids. Gene Ontology annotation, cellular component: endoplasmic reticulum exit site; COPII vesicle coat. Lineage: Eukaryota; Viridiplantae; Streptophyta; Pinopsida; Cupressales; Cupressaceae. Gene Ontology annotation, biological process: COPII-coated vesicle cargo loading; intracellular protein transport; endoplasmic reticulum to Golgi vesicle-mediated transport. The record is from RefSeq and is a predicted model, not a curated record. Gene Ontology annotation, molecular function: zinc ion binding; SNARE binding.
CUUUCACCAAUGAUUUAGAACCCUAAGGAUCUACAAAAUUGACAUAUUCAAGUACUGCAAAACUGGUUUUUGUUAGAAUAUAAGUAGAAAAAACAAGCAGGGAUGUAUAAAGGAGAAAAAACAAGGCAAACGUAGUUAGUUGAUCGAGGAGGAUGGCGGUGAGAGCGAGCGUGACGAGGUUCCCGGGGAACUUAGAGGCGCAGGAAAGGGCGGGGGUGGCCUGGGGGAUUUCUGUGACGCCAUUCGCAGCGGUGGAUGAGCGUGGCAACCAGCCUGUGCUCUGCUCCGAUGGGCACCACAUUCCGCGCUGCGAGAAUUGCUGGGCAUACUUGAAUACCCUCUGUGAGAUGGAGCAGUGGGCCUGGACAUGCUCCCUCUGUGCCUCCCUUAACGCCCUUUCUGCUCCCUUAGCAGCCCGCUAUUCCAAUCCUCAGUCCUGCCCCGAACUUUCCUCUUCUUUCGUCGAUUUCGAGCUCCAAGAGGAUGGAUCCACAGAUGGAGAAAGCCUGGCCCGUCCUGUCUAUGUUGCUGCAGUUGACUUGACAGCUUCUGAGGAAUUUUUGGAGCUUGUUAAGAGUGCUCUCCUUGCCGCUUUGGAGGCCUUAGCGCCAGGGUCAUUGUUUGGGCUCAUUACUUUCAGCCACAAGAUAGGAUUAUAUGAUGUUCAGGGGCCUGUUCCAGUUGUGAAGAACAUUUUCAUUCCUCCUGACUUGGAUGGACGUGUACCUAUAGAUUUGGAAGAUGCCAUGCCUUUGCUGUCAUUUUUAGCUCCUGUGGAGAGUUACAAAGACCGCAUUACAGCAGCACUAGAAACCUUAAAACCAUCAACAUCUUGGGAAAGAACUACAGCGGCAGGACAAGGACUAGAUAGUGUACUUCUUGGGGGACGGGGCUUUGGAGUGGCAAUGGAUGCUCUCAUCAGUUAUCUGGGGUCAGAGUAUGGAAACACUUUUGCAUUAGCAAGAGUCUUUUCCUUUUUGUCUGGUCCACCUGACUACGGGGCUGGGCAAUUGGACACGAGACGUUAUGGGGAGCAAUAUGCCAGCAAGGGUGAAGAUGCAGAUCGAGCAUUGCUUCCAGAACAGACACCAUUUUACAAGGACCUGGCUGCUCUGGCUGUUCAAGCAGGUGUCUGUGUUGAUAUAUUUGUUGUUACAAAUGAGUACACAGACUUGGCGUCAUUGAAGUUUUUGAGCAUCGAAAGUGGUGGUUCAUUGUUUUUAUAUUCCAAUAGUGAUGAUUCAACACUUCCUCAGGACUUAUACCGGAUGUUGAGUCGUCCAUAUGCUUUUGCUUGUGUUCUGAGGCUCAGAACGUCACCUGAAUUUAAACUGGGCCGUGCAUAUGGCCAUUUUUUCCCAGAUCCUCAGUACGAGAAUGUACAACACAUUAUUUGUUGUGAUACAUAUGCCACAUACGCCUAUGACUUCGAGUUUGAGAACUCUACUGGAUUUAGCAGGAACUCUGAUGCUCCCCCAGUUUUACAAUUCGCUUUUCAAUAUACUGUAGUUGUACCACCCGAGGAAAAUUUCAAGACAGGGUUGAGUGCACCGAACAGUUGUAGGUACUUGCUCAAACAGCGGUUGAGAAUACGGACAGUACAGUAUGAAAUAGCACAAAAUAUAAAUGAGCUUUAUGACAGUGCUAAUGCAGAAGUUAUUCUUUCUAUUCUCGUUCACAAGGUAAUUGCAGCAUCUUUGGAGCAAGGAGUCAAGGAAGGCAGACUGUUAUUGCAUGAUUGGCUUGUUAUUCUAACUGCUCAAUAUAACGAUGCCUGCAAGCUUGUUCAAUUUGGAAAGCCCAAUACAGCUAGUCGGCUUGAUGUUGCAUUUUCACAUUGUCCACAGUUGCAGUCCUUACCAAGACUUGCAUUUGCUCUUUUGAGGAGUCCUCUUCUCCGUCUACAUGAAGAGGGUGUUCAUCCAGACUAUCGAAUUUAUCUUCAAUGCCUUUUCAGUGCUCUGGAGCCAAGCUCCCUUCUACGUGCUGUAUAUCCAGUGUUGUCGUCAUAUUCAACCCCAGACAAGCAGGCAUAUCCUCGCCAUUCUUUAAGCCGUGCUGCACUCAUAACUAGUGGCAGUCCUAUUUUCUUUCUUGAUGCAUUCACUGUUCUCAUUGUUUAUUAUUCUUCAACAGCGGAUCCUGCACUACCAUUUCCUCCUCCACAGAACUGUCUUUUGCGAAAUACAAUUAACAAGUUGAAGCAGGAAAGAAGCAUCACACCGAAGCUUCUUUUGAUUCGCAGUGGCCAUGAUAAUGCUGAACCUUUUGAGCACUACCUCAUUGAGGAGCAAGAUGUUGAUGGAACAGGAUUGAACAAUGGGAUGGGCUUUGUUUCCUUCCUUGAGCAAAUUGGCCAAGAUGUUGUGGAAUAUAUGAAAUGAACAUGUAAUUGCCAAAUAUUGAUUUAAUCUGUUGAUCCAAAUUAUUCUUUUCCAACGAGUUCCAGUAGAUUGAGAGGCAUAAAAUUUUCACAAUUGAGAGCUUUAAGAUUUUAUAUCUAGGCAUUAGAAUGUAAUCCUAGCAGUUUUGAAUCUAGUUAAGGCACUUGCUUCUGUAUUUGAAGUCUGGUGUGCUGAACCAGCAAUCUAGCCCUGACAUAUGUUUUAGUUGAUCAUCUUGUUCGAGAAAAGAAGAAAAAUGCUUCAUGAUGACAUUAAACAAUUUAUCAAUAAACAUACAGAGCUACUGAUUGACAAAGAAAUACAGCCAGAAUCAUAGCACAACUAUCAAACAAACUGAGGCUUUGAGCCACCAAAAAUAAAAUGUAAUCCAAUUAAAUGAUCAGCAAUUAUGAUCUACAAUCUUAA